UUGACAGACAAAACGUCACAGGGCAGGUCAAACCUGUUGCUACUGCGAUUAUAGAAUUAAGUUUGUUCUUACAGCUGAGAUUCAAAAGAUCUGACUCAAAGCGCAUAGCAUCACCAAGGGAAGAAGGAAAGAAGGAAUGUUUUCUGGGAUAAGCAUGUACACUUUGUCCUUCUUUGCACUUUUUCUGAUCAUCAUACUUUUUCUUAAAUGGCGGAGGAUCAGGUUACCAAAUGAACCACCAUUAGAUAAAGGUUUUCUUCCAUGGCUGGGUCAUGCCUUUGCAUUCAGCAAGGAUUGUGCCAAAUUUUUAUUAAAAAUGAAGACAAAAUAUGGAGACAUCUUUACGGUCCAAGUAGCAGGACGAUAUGUAACUGUUUUACUUGAUCCUCAUUCAUUCAAACCAGUUGUGACAGAAUCCAAUACAAAGCUGAACUUCACAAAGUAUUCAGCAAUUUUAAUGGACAGAAUCUUUAACCUUCAGUUUCCUGACUAUGAUCACAACAAAGAAAAAGCUUUGCUGAAAAUGCAGUUACAAGGCAAAAGUCUUUCAUCAUUGACACAGGCAUUUCUGUCUAAUCUGAAAACAAUUUUACUGAUUGAUGAAAAUGGAACAAAGAAUGUCUGGAAGAAAGAAGGAUUAUUCAACUUCUGUUAUGAUGUUAUGUUCAGGGCAGGAUAUCUUACACUGUAUGGAAAUGAGGCUGCACAAACUAAUCAGCAAGCAUCAAGAGUUAAGGAUAGAAUUCAUUCAGCUCAAGUCUACGAGAUAUACAAGAAACUAGACCAACUCUUGAUAAAAUUAGCUCGCUCCAUGUUAUCUGCUGAUGAAAAGAAGGAAGCUGCCUCAGUAAAGAAAUACCUAUGGCGGUUGUUGUCAGUGGAGAAUCUAAAGACAAAAGUGAAUAGAAGCAAUUGGCUUGAAAGCUACUGUAAUCAUCUUCAGGAACUGGGCAUACAUCAUGAUAUGCAGGAACGAGCAAUGGUACUACAGCUCUGGGCAACACAGGGUAAUGUUGGGCCUGCAGCAUUUUGGCUGUUAUUGUUCCUGCUGAAACAUCCUGAAGCUAUGUCUGCAGUCCAAGAAGAAGUCAAGAAGAUCUACUUCAAUUGUGUCAUGUCUACUAUUAGUCAGGAAGUUCUUGAUAAUACUCCAAUUUUUGAUAGUGUUUUAAAUGAGACGCUGCGGCUGACAGCAGCACCAUUUAUUACUCGAGAAAUUCUCCAGAAUAUGUCACUGCAGCUUGCAGAUGGCAGAAAGUAUCACCUCCGCAAGGGAGACAGACUCGUUCUCUUUCCUUAUUUAAGUCCCCAGAUGGACCCAGAAAUCUAUGAAGAUUCUGAGAAAUUUAAGUAUGAUCGAUUUUUGAACCCAGAUGGAACAAAGAAAACAGAUUUCUUCAAGGGUGGAAAACAGUUGAAGUACUACAACAUGCCUUGGGGUGCAGGAACCAAUGUCUGUAUUGGUCAAUCUUUAGCAACAAAUAGCUUAAAAGUGUAA
Messenger RNA from Chiloscyllium plagiosum (whitespotted bambooshark), 1498 nucleotides. Lineage: Eukaryota; Metazoa; Chordata; Chondrichthyes; Orectolobiformes; Hemiscylliidae. The record is from RefSeq and is a predicted model, not a curated record.